GGCAGCCCCCGCGGUUCGCUCCCUCAGGAGCGCGCUCCCCUCACGGCUCUCCCGGCCGUGCCUCGGGCGGUACCGGAACCCUCUUUGUUCCUUUCAGGGAGCCCCCGGGGGCUUCUCGCAGCUGUUGUGCCUUUUGAAGCCCUUUCCGGUAUCGCUACGGCGAUUAAAAGUCGAUUUAAUUAACCCUUAAGGGCCUGAAAGUUGCUUGUUUUCUAGUGGCUGCUUCCCUCACAGCUGUGUUUGGUUGGGUUGGAGCAUGGAGCCCAUCUCCCUGCCAGAACCAGGCAUUCCUGCAGGAAACAGCUCAUCUGAGGCACAGGGAAAGUUCCAUGUGCUGCUGGGAGUGACUGGAAGUGUGGCUGCCCUCAAGCUGCCCCUGCUCGUCGCAGAGUUGCUGAAAAUCCCUGGGCUCGAGGUGAAGGUGGUCACUACUGAGAGAGCAAAACAUUUCUACAAUGCCCAGGAGAUCCCUGUGACCCUCUAUGGUGAUGAAGAGGAGUGGCAGCUGUGGAAGGGCCGCUCGGACCCCGUGCUGCACAUCGAGCUCCGGCGCUGGGCUGACCUCAUGCUGGUGGCACCUCUGGAUGCCAACACGCUGGCCAAGGUGGCCAAUGGCAUCUGUGACAACCUGCUGACCUGCGUGAUCCGCGCCUGGGACCUGAGCAAGCCCCUGCUCUUCUGCCCCGCCAUGAACACGGCCAUGUGGGAGCAUCCCAUCACAGCUCGGCAGGUGGAGCAGCUGAAGGCCUUUGGCUACACAGAGAUCCCCUGUGUGGUGAAGAAACUCGUGUGUGGGGAUGAAGGCCGAGGUGCCAUGGCAGAAGUGUGGACCAUCGUGGAAAGAGUUAAAAGGAUCCUUGAAGAACGGGAUGUGCCAAGGCAAAGCUGAUGUUUUGGCAUGUAAAUGGUGGUUUUGUGCCUUCCUGAUGGUUUGGAGAUAAAGGCAGCAGGAAGCUGGGCUCAGCUGCCCUGGUUCCCAUGGCAUGCAUACCUUUAGCUGCUCUUCAACAGAAGGAGCCAACGGUUGACUUCCUGCUGGUGCCAAACUGAAAUGUGGUACUCACCACAGACUUUCAAAAACCAGAGGCAAGAAUGUGCUGCUUUAGUGUGGAAAACCCUGUGGUAUCUUGGGAGUGACAUUCCCAAGGCUGCUGAGCUCCCAGUGCUUCACACCUGCUCUGUUCUGGGCAGGCUGCAGAAUGUGUUGGAGCUCCAGAGGUUCUAGAGAGGAAAAGGCCCUGCAAAUUCUGGUGCAGGGUAAUUCCAGCCCCUUCUAGCAGGUGUCUCUUGGACCAUUCCUGCUCUCCAAAGCUUGGUCCAUAGUUCUGCUGGCUGCAUGUUCCUUCCCAGCAGGAGUCACUGUCCAAAAAGCAUUUUCCCUCUCAAAACUUAAUAAAAAAGAAUUUUUAAUCCUGCCCCUAA
This is a messenger RNA of Oenanthe melanoleuca, 1422 nucleotides long. It is a transcript of the gene PPCDC, whose product is annotated as phosphopantothenoylcysteine decarboxylase. The record is from RefSeq and is a predicted model, not a curated record. The transcript is spliced from 6 exons. Bases 257 to 889 code for a protein of 210 amino acids. Gene Ontology annotation, molecular function: FMN binding; phosphopantothenoylcysteine decarboxylase activity. Gene Ontology annotation, cellular component: phosphopantothenoylcysteine decarboxylase complex. Lineage: Eukaryota; Metazoa; Chordata; Aves; Passeriformes; Muscicapidae. Gene Ontology annotation, biological process: coenzyme A biosynthetic process.